Molecule: messenger RNA, 4239 nt
Organism: Penicillium salamii
Lineage: Eukaryota; Fungi; Ascomycota; Eurotiomycetes; Eurotiales; Aspergillaceae
Source: the annotation of a GenBank genome assembly
AUGGAGAUUCCAUCACAUAUCGAGAACAGCUUCGGGGACGCGUGCGCUAGUGGUGAUGGUAUUGCCUUCCAGUCGGGUGUGAACAAUGGGACAAUAAACAUCAAUCAGAGAACGAGGCAAAUCCUUUUGCCCAAAGGGGCUUAUAACGCCGCGUUUGAUGGUGCAAACAAGGAACACACGCCGAGUUGUCUACAAGGCACACGCGUCAAACUGUUGGAAGAGAUACAGACGUGGAUCGAUGGCGAUAAUCCCAGGAGGCUCUAUUGGCUCAGCGGCAUGGCUGGUACAGGAAAAUCCACCAUCGCCCUGACAUUAGCCCGAACAUACAAGCCUGCGAUAGAAACGAAGGAACGCCAAAGAAACGUGUGCCUGGGGGCAAGUUUCUUUUUCUCAAGGGGUGGUGGUGACCUUUCAUCCGCGAGCAAAUUCCCUGCAACAAUAGCGAUCCAGCUUGCUGAAGCUUCGGGAGAGCUUCGAGGGCUUAUUCAGAGUGUGAUUGAAGACAAUCCUCGCCUUGACAGUUUGGGUAUUCGAGCGCAGUGGGGAAAACUCGUCAUUGGGCCUCUCUCUUUGCUUUCCCGAAAUUCCGGGGAUCUUCCAACCCUCCUGCUGAUUGUUGACGCUUUGGAUGAAUGUAAUGAUGGCAAUGAUGCUAAUGCCAUCAUCCGUUGCCUGGAGGAAGUGACGCAAAUGUCUGGUGUUGAAUGCCGUGUUUUUCUCACCAGCAGACCUGAACAAUCGAUCAGGCUUGGGAUGAAUGCCGACGCAUCAGUGCCGCGGCAGAAUUUCGUCUUGCAUGACAUCGAACGAUCGAUCGUCGAUCAGGACCUCGAACUGUAUUACAGAGACCAGCUCUGCCACAUAAAAACGACAAUGUCCUCUGAAGAGGAUAUUAUUUCUGAGAAAGCGAUACGAAAGUUGGUUGAGAGAUCCAAUGGGCUGUUCAUUCACGCGGCCACCGUGUGCAAAUUUGUGCACGCGGGCGGGUGGCUUGCAGUCGAGCGUCUGAACAAACUACUGGAGACAGAGAAAUCCGACAGCGCAGAGCUUGAGCUCAACAAGAUGUACAGGGUGGUUCUGGAAUAUUCUUUCGUUUCGGUCACAAAAGGGCUCACCCCGGGCGAGGCUGAAAAGGUCCACCAACUGUUUCAGCAUGUCGUUGGCACAAUCAUUGUGAUGUUCGAUACGAUUAGCUCUGAGGGUUUAGCAAGUCUUCUUGGGGUGGAGAGGGAGCGCAUCAAAAACACAUUGAGUGCUCUUCACUCGGUCAUCAAUGUCCCGGAACGCCACUCUGAGCCCAUUCGAAUCCUCCACCCGUCAUUUCGCGAAUUUCUGCUUGAUCCAAAGCGUUGUACCGACAAGUUCUAUUCAAUUUCGGUCUCCGAUGCGCACGGCCGUCUUCUUACAAGAUGUGUUGCGUACCUGAUGUCUCAACUGAAACGGAAUAUCCUCGACAUUUCAAAACCCGGAGCCAAAGCCCGGGAUGUAUCAAUGGAAAGAAUCGACCGAAAAAUCCCAGUGGAACUUCAGUAUUCCUCGAUGUACUGGUGGAGUCACUUCCAAAAUAGUGAUGGCCACUCGCGAAAAGAGUUGCCACUUCUGGUAUUUCUGGAAGACAAGUAUCUUUUCUGGCUUGAAUGUCUCGCUUGGCUUGGAAAGCUCGGAUACGCUAUUCAAGCGAUGUCAGAAAUGAAUUCCAUUCUCACCAAGAAACCAUUGCAGAGCGGAUUCUCAACAUCGAUGCCAUCCUACCAUCGGAAAACGAAAAAAGCUUCACAGCUCCAUGCAUUCGUGCCGGACGCCUUCCAAUUUCUGCUGCGAAACAAAUUGAUGAUUGAGGAAGCGCCUCUACAACUCUAUCUCUCGGCGUUGAUCUUCAGUCCAAACUCCAGUGAGGUCAAGAAAAAAAAUCGCAAAGAGAUACCAAGCUGGAUUUUGAAUGAGCCUAAUGUGCCAGAAAAUCGUAAGAGGUUGCCUGGCGGGCUUUCAAUUGCGCAUUCUUCCGUCAUUCACUCUUUUGCGGUCUCACCGGACAGUAGUCUUGUUGCUACAGCUUGUGGAGAUUGCAUGGUUCACAUAUGGGACGCAACAAGCGGAAUGAAGAGAUCAACGCUCGAGGGCAAUCCGGAUGGGUUGGCAAGGGUGUGCUUUUCACCAGACGGAUGUCUCGUUGCUGCGUUUGCUCAAAAUUGUGUAUCCGUAUGGAACAUUAAAGCAGCCACUGAUGCAACAAUUCAGCCUGAGUGUCAAUUUCACUUCAAUCGCCAAGGAUCUGCGACAGCAUCUUCUCACCACCCAGCAUGUGCGAUUUCCCCAUGCGGGAAUCUAGUCGCAGUGAUUGAUUACCCCCAUGAUAUCUGGGUUUGGGAUAUGAGGGCGAAGCAAUCGGUCAAGUACCAAUUUCAGAUUGAGGCCCAGAGACCCAUCACUGGUGUAUACUUUUCAUAUGAUGGAUCAUUGUUGAUCUGCGUUACAUUCUGGUCAGAGAAACUCUAUGAGACUCUCGAUGCUUGGUCUAUAUCGACUGGGAUCAAUGUUUCAAACGACGGAGCCUCCCUCGGAGAGUUUUCCCAGGCGAUCAUGCCUGAGACCAGGGAUCUUUCCAAGCCGCCACGUCUGCUUGAGACGUCCGGUGGGGCACACCUGGUUUUUUUGGAUGGCUUUCCCGACGAAAGCGAAGGUGUCGUGUUCAUUCCGCUUUUUAACGAUGCCUCAUUCAAAACAUCGUUCGUAUCGGAUGCCGUGGGCCUACAUGCAUCCUUGGAGGGAUCUAAGGUUUAUCUGUUGAUGGGAGAGCAAUUCAAAAAAGUCACUCUGCAAAGUGACUCUUCGGAAUUCAAAAGCAUCCAGUUCUCGCCGAAUGGAAAACACCUAAUCACAAUCAAUUCAUCCGAUGAACUGACAAUAUGGAACAUGGAAGGACUUGAGUCGAAGCCCUCCCGACUUCUGGAAAUUUAUGAUGUCUUUCGAGGGGUAGGCACCAGAUUGAGCAGAUCAAUGAGAAGGAUAAGAGGAGCUCCGCUUUAUAGUCAGGGCCAAAAGCUUUCUCAUCGGAUUGAAGUCUGGAUCCGGUCUCCUGAUGGAAGUCUGUUGGCGACUGAUUCUCCGCGAGGCUCUAACAUCACAAUUUGGGAUAUGAAAACUGGAGAGAUGAAGUUUCGCUUGAAUGGAUUGACCAGUGCUUCUCUCAUGCAAUUUUCCGAAUCAGGAAAUCUUUUCGCAGUGAUUGAUAAGUCCAUUGUUCAUUUCUGGGAGACCAAAACCGGCCAAAAAGGAGACAUACUCAAUAUCGGUCGACAUAAAUCACGAUACAUACUGGACGACAUGCGAGUAUCGGAGAAUGGCGGAAAAUUACUCUACUUCGAGGACCUCAAAUCCGACGUGGAGGGGGUUUCCGACCUCGGUGUUUGGGAGCUUGAUGGCCUACGCAAGAUCUCUGGUUUCAAAAUCCCAGUUCAUUCCUCUACACCGACACGAAUUGCGAUCUCGCCCAACGAGCAGUUCUUUUGCUUAUGGCAAAAAAGAUCACCAUUCAUUGAAGUCGGAAGUUUCUCCUGCAAUACACCUCAAUUGAUACCCUUACGAGAUAGUCCCAGAUGGGUAGGGUUCAUGCCUGAUGGUCAACGUGUCUUGAUUUCUGGCGAUACAGCCAGACAGGGAAAAGAAUCGAUUCAAAUUUGGAACAUCGAGCAGAAGGGCUUCCAGGAAUUUUAUACUGCUCUUCCCCGAAAUUUCUGUUGCGACAUAUUUAAUACCGAGGGUACAGAGUUUCGUCCCUGGGAGAUUUAUGGGCCACACUUGCAGCACACAAAAUCAGUCAUCUCGCCGGAUGGGAAGCUUCUGGUACUCGGGCGACGCCAGCUUGACCACGUUGAGAUUCAUCUGCUCAGAAUAUCCGAUCCGAAGAGUUUAUUCAAGCUUAUUGAUCUCCCGAAAAUACCCAGUCGGAAUGGUACGUAUGGUGAUGGACAUCCCGGGUUUCUCCAAUUUGCUCCGUCUGGAACACACAUUGUUACGGAGCGAGGGAAUGUCCCGCUGCCUGAUGCUACGCCUCCAUCUCCAUUGCUGUUCGCCACACGAUCUUGGAUCCAAGAGGAUGGCGAAGAUAUUUUGGCAAUUCCACCUGCAUAUCGAGACUCCCUCAGAGGUAUCUAUGACCAUACAAUUACAUUCGGUGAUAGUAAAAAUGGGCCGUUGUUUGUGAGACUCGAUGAGGGAAUGAAAUCAAUGACUGCGUGA